This is a messenger RNA of Suillus discolor, 357 nucleotides long. RefSeq lists its product as uncharacterized. The record is from RefSeq and is a predicted model, not a curated record. The annotation marks the transcript as partial. Lineage: Eukaryota; Fungi; Basidiomycota; Agaricomycetes; Boletales; Suillaceae. The transcript has 2 exons.
UCAAAAUAUCCAGAGCAUCUGACCAUUAAUUUAUAUGAUCUUAAUGCACAAAUAUUUGGGUCAAAUUUGAAAGAGGGCAAAUGGGAACACAAUGAAAUUAACAGCUUACUGUCAACCAAUAGCUGUGAUGAAUAUGAGGCUGGUACUUGGUUGGAUGAUAUGCAGAAGAGUUCCACAACACUCGACAACAUUGAAUAUAAUGUGGAACCUGAGAUAGACUUGAUUGCUGAUGGGUUCCUUGUGGUGUUAGUUGACUUGGCUCCUGAUGGCACAGGGAAGAAUAAGGAUGAGGGUAGGGUUGAGGAGAUACAGGUGCUUGAUAGUGGUGAUGACAAGUGGCCAACAGAAUGGCCUUAG